Molecule: messenger RNA, 1533 nt
Organism: Paramuricea clavata
Lineage: Eukaryota; Metazoa; Cnidaria; Anthozoa; Malacalcyonacea; Plexauridae
Source: the annotation of a GenBank genome assembly
AUGCAAUUAAUUUUUGUUGUAAAUAAAAUUUAUCAAGCAUUAGAGAAAGGUAAUGAAAUACGUGCAGUAUUUCUUGAUAUUUCUAAGGCAUUUGAUAAGGUUUGGCACAAAGGUUUAUUAGCCAAACUUAAAAGUAUUGGCAUAAACGGCCCCUUACUUCAAUGGUUUGAAAGUUAUUUGACUGAAAGAUAUCAACGAGUAACCAUUGAGGGAAUGAGCUCUGACUGGGCACAUAUUGAAGCCGGUGUACCCCAAGGAUCUGUUCUUGGACCAUUGUUAUUUCUGAUUUAUAUUAACGACAUAGCUGAUGUUUCUUCCACUUGUUUUCUUUUCGCUGAUGAUUCCUUACUAUUAGAUGAAGUCAUAUCGCCGAUUGACACAGCUAACAGGCUAAAUAACGAUCUUGAUUCUACAUCAAUGUGGGCUGAUCGAUGGCUUGUGACCAUGAACGCUAAUAAGACAAAAAACAUGAUAUUUUCUUCCAAGUUAAACAAGCCCUUGCAUCCUACGCUUACUUUGGCCCACGAACCAAUUGAUAUAGUUGAUCAGCAUGAUCACCUGGGCGUUACCCUUACUAAUAAAUUAUCGUGGCGGCCUCAUAUUCUUAAAAUCCAUCAAAAGGCUUCAAAAAAACUUAACUUACUUAAACCAAUGAAAUUUAAGCUAGGAAAAAAACCCCUUGAAAUUCUAUAUAAAUCCGUUGUCCGUUCUUGCUUGGAAUAUGCGGAUGUUGUGUGGGAUGGGUGUUGUGAUGCUGAUCGUGACCUUCUUGAAAGCUUGCAAUUUGAGGCAGCCAGGCUCAUAACGGGGGCAUUGAAAGGUACUCAUAGGGAAAGCCUUCUUAAUGAAACAGGUUGGUUUACUUUAAAAGCCAGACGUAAUGCUCAUAAGUUAUUUAUGAUGUACAAAAUUGUAAAUAAUCUGACCCCUCCGUAUCUGUCAGAAUUGCGUCCUGAUAAUGUUAGUUCUAGAUCAAAUCGUAGUUUACGUGCCAAUGAUAAUCUGAUUGUCCCUUUCGCUAGAACCAAACGUUACAAAAAGUCAUUUUAUAUUUCCUCUGUGAAUCUUUGGAAUAGUCUUUCAGCGACUAUUUGUUCUAGUCGUUCAAUUGCCAUUUUUAAAAACAGUGUGACUCGGCUACACAAGUUCGUAGCUCCCAAUCCGCUAUAUUAUAUAGGUGAUCGUUUACCAGCUAUUUUGCAUACUCGUUUGAGAUUAUCUAAUAGUACAUUAAAUUACGAUUUAUAUUUAAAAAAUUGUGUUUCUUCCUCUUUUUGUGCAUGUCGUUUUCCAAAAGAAACUACAGCUCAUUUCUUUUUCGACUGUGACCGAUAUGCUGCUAUUCGGAAUACUUUGCUCACCUCUGCUGCUUCUUUACUCGGUGCAGCGUGGUCAGGUGCUGGUAAGGGUACACAUCUUAAGUGGUUACUUUGUGGUGUCGGGAAUGUUUCUAUUGAUACGAAUAUUAAUUUAUUCUUAAGUGUCCAAAAAUUCAUUAUUGAUUCAGGUCGUUUCACCCGUAGCAGCCCUUGA